Bombina bombina (fire-bellied toad) is the source of this 2639-nucleotide messenger RNA. It is a transcript of the gene RCN3, whose product is annotated as reticulocalbin 3. Gene Ontology annotation, cellular component: endoplasmic reticulum. Bases 84 to 1043 code for a protein of 319 amino acids. Lineage: Eukaryota; Metazoa; Chordata; Amphibia; Anura; Bombinatoridae. The transcript has 7 exons. Gene Ontology annotation, molecular function: calcium ion binding. The record is from RefSeq and is a predicted model, not a curated record.
UUUUAAAGCGGCAGUGUAGCUUAGCUUUAUAGUCAGAAUUAUCCUUUGAUUGCUGACCCGUGGAGCUGUGUUUCUAGAGCAAGAUGAAAUCUCUGUGGUUUUGUCUUCUGGUGGCACUCUGUGCCUCCUUGGUUAUAUGUAAACCACCUCCAGAGAAAAAGGAUCGUGUCCAUCAUGGCAAGGACCUGAGUGACCAUCACCACGAUGACAGCAAGGACUUCCAGUAUGAUCAUGAAGCUUUUCUGGGAAAAGAGGAAGCUAAGACCUUUGAUCAGUUGACCCCAGAAGAAAGUCAAGAAAGACUAGGGAAAAUAGUUGCUAAAAUAGACAAAGAUAAAGAUGGCUUUGUUACUCAAGUAGAAUUGAAAGACUGGAUUAAGCAUACACAGAAUCGGUACAUCUAUGAGAAUGUGAACAAACACUGGGCAGAUUAUGAUAAAAACAAAGAUGAUAAGAUUGCGUGGGAUGAGUACAAGAAUACCACUUACGGUUAUUACGCAGGGGAAGAAUUUAAUGAUGUGCCUGACAGAGACACCUACAGGAAGAUGAUGAAACGUGACGAGCGGCGAUUUAAAAUUGCAGAUAAGGAUGGUGACAUGAUUGCGACUCGCGAGGAGUUCACUGCUUUCCUACACCCAGAGGAGUUUGAUUACAUGAAAGACAUAGUGGUCACAGAAACCUUAGAAGAUAUUGAUAAAAAUGGAGAUGGUGGAGUGGAUGUCAAUGAAUACAUAGGUGACAUGUAUAGUGCAGAAAAUGAUGGGCCAGAACCAGAUUGGGUGCAGACAGAACGCAAACAGUUUCUGGAAUUUCGUGACUUGAAUAAAGAUGGGAAAAUGGACCGUGAUGAAAUCAGCCAUUGGAUCCUACCUCAUGACUAUGAUCACACGGAACUAGAGGCCAAGCACCUCAUUUAUGAGUCUGACAAAGACAAGGAUGAUAAACUGACCAGAAAGGAAAUUUUGGAUAAUUGGAACAUGUUUGUCGGUAGCCAAGCAACCAACUAUGGUGAAGAUUUGACAAGACGGCAUGAUGAAUUCUAAUUGGCUUUAUCUUGCAUACAUUUCAGAACUCCUUAUACAUCAGCACAUUGUUGGUGCUAUCAAUCUUGGAAUCCGAUUUAUUUCCAUGAAAAAAACAGGAUGGGUUACAUGGCCACAUUUGUCAAUUAGUUUUUGUAAAGAGGUUUCCUUUUAUAAAUGUCAGCUACUAAUUCUGUGAAACACUCAGGAAAUAUAGAAGUGAUAAGACGGACAUAGCUGUGGCCCAUAAAGAGAUGUAUAUAAUAACCCCAUCACACAAAAGGUUUUCUUUGUGCCGCUAUUGAAUCAUAUUAUUAUUUUUUUUUUUUUACUUGCAAGAUUGUUUGUUUAAAUAAAAUCCUUAACAUUUUGGACAUAAGAAUGACUAUAGCUAAAUGGGGGGGAAAGCUACUUAUCCCAAAAUAUGGUAUUAUUUACAUAUAUAAAAUACAAUUUUCUUGGGGAAACAAAUGCGGUGAAAAUAAAAAUGUAAUGGAUAGAAGUGAGCCAUGUGAACAAUUACAGUAAUUUAUAGAAAGGAAAUGUAGAGGGCUGUUUUCUUCUUUUUAUUUAUGGAGCCUAUUCACAAAAAGAAUAAGAUUUUACUCUACAUUUAAAGGGACAGUGUAUUCCAGAAUUUCUAUAUAUUUUUUUUAUUAAAGAUAAUUAAUCCCUUUUAUAACCCAUUCCUAAGUUUUGCAUAUCCAUCAUGGUUAUAUUUAAUAUAGGUUUACCUCUGUGGUUACUUUGUAUCUAAGGCUAUGCAGACUGCCCCCUUAUUUCAGUUCUUUUCACAGAUUUGCAUUUUAGCCAAUCAGUGUUGGCUUGUAGGUAAAUCCUCAGGAGUGAGCACAAUGUUAUCUAUAUGGCCCACAUGAACUAGCACUGUCUAGCUGUGAAAAAUUGUCCAAAUGCACUAAGAGGUGGCCUUCAAAGGCUUAGAUAUCAGCAUAUAAGGUUCCUAGGUAUAGCUUUCAACAAAGAAUACCAAGAGAACAAAGCAAAUUUGGUGAGUUAAAAAAAAAAAGUAGCAAAGAUUAAAUCUGAUUAGAAAGGUAAGUGAAACAGGAAUUAUGUACCUUACUAUAAUACUAUAAAAGAAAAAUUUGGGGAAAAAAAUGUCCCUAAUGAUUCUGCAAUAUUUGUGUCCACUGAGCAUAGAAACAAGAUGCAGUAUUUGUAACAUACCCUUUUUGGAAUGCAAAUGUUACAAGUAAUAGAAUACAGAUUACCCUGUCUUUUAAAACAGAAUUUAAAAAAUGUUUUUAUAUUUUUAAUAGGAUUCUAAUAUUUCAACAACAAUAAGAGCAAUGCACCUCUUGAGACAACUCUAACAUUUGAUCCAGAAGUGGAACAGAUAAGAAAAAAAAUAUAUAUAUCCAGUAUCUGGAUUAGUUUAAGGUUGCAAGAUUUAAUGAAAGCAUAAAUAUGUUGCUGUGUUGGUUGUACCUCACUUUCUAUAAUAAAAUGCCUAGUAGGUGAGUGAGAUAUUGUAAGUUUUGGUUUAUUUGUAUGUAUGUGAUAGAACUGUGGCCAAAGAUUACAACAUUGUGAUCCAAGAAAGACUUCCUCUGUGAAAGUACUAAUAUCGGAAUAAAAAUACAAUGUUACAUACAA